This is a messenger RNA of Tetrahymena thermophila SB210, 1872 nucleotides long. RefSeq lists its product as hypothetical. The transcript is spliced from 3 exons. Lineage: Eukaryota; Ciliophora; Oligohymenophorea; Hymenostomatida; Tetrahymenidae. The record is from RefSeq and is a predicted model, not a curated record.
AUGAGUAGUGCAGAGAUAACUAGUUUAAUUGACAUAAUAUAGAUAGUAAGUGUAUUAGAAACCGAUUUAUAACAGUAGAUUGAAAAAAUUAAAAAAAAUUGGUAAAUAUUUAGUGUUUAGGUAUGUGAAGAUACUUCUAAUACUAGUUAAAAAAUAAUUCCAAAAGUAAAUAACCUAAAAUUUAAAACUAUUAUUUAUUUAGCAAACGAUGAUAAUAGCUUUUACAGAGUAGUAUUUAUUUACUACCUAAUUAAUUUGUUUGCUCAUGGUUAAUAGCAAUAGAUCGAAAACUUUAUAAGAACCAUUUAUUAGUUUAUUGAAAGUAAUCAAGAAAAUAUCCAACUCUAUUAAUAACUUUAGGAGUUAGAUUAAAUUUUUAAAUCAAGUGCAGUUCGAUUUAUUGCCUUCUUGAAUAAAUGGAGGCAGUAAGAGAAAUAAAAUGUAAUUUCUGAUAUUUUAAAUGACUUCUCUACAUAAAAUAUUUUAGAUUUUAUCACUGUUGUGAUUUGCAAAAAAUUAUUUUUAGUUUGCUUUGAAAAAAGUGGACUAUUAGAGAUUUUUGAAGGAUAAGAUAAAUGUAAAUAGAAAGAAGAGAUUGAAAAAAAUCUACUAGAAUUAGAGAGAAAAAUCAAUUUUUAAAUAGUUAGCUUAGCAUCUGAAACAUUUUAAUCAAACAUCGAUAUCUAUUUUGUUGAUGGUGGAUAAUUCAAAGAAACUUUGACAUUUACUCCAUUUGUAAACUAAGUUAAAGAAGAUAAUAAAAUAAAUAUCCUUUUUUCAAAUGGUAAUAAUUAUAUUUUGUUGGAGAAGGACAUAAAAAGAUUAAGCUUAGAAAAAUUUGAUCGCAGGACUUUAGAAAAUUAAAUGAUAUAUUUAAGUUCUAUAUAAUAAUAAUAAAGUGAUGAUUUUUCAUAAUCUUAAAAGCUUGAUACGUGUAAAGGCUGUAAUAAAAUUAAAUAAUGUCUUUACAUAGAAUAUUAAUACCGUUGCUAGGAUUGCAUCAAUACUUAUUACUACUAAAAAUAAGAAGUUUAACAAAUAAAUCAAGAUAAUUAAUAGCUUCUUCAAAAUGAAAAUAAAAAAAUGUAUGAAAUGUUUAAGCAAGCAGCCUAUAUAAUCUAGAGAAAAUAAUCUUAGCCUUAGUAAGUUUUCAAUCAAGCAAAUCAAGUACAUUCCUAAAACAUAAAUAAUUUUGAUAAUUAAAAUCCUUAUUAAUAAAUUAAUAACAUGUAAUAUUCUGGAACAUAUUUUUUUCCUUAAUAAUAACCACAAUAAUAAUAACAAUCAUAACCACAAUAAUAAUAAUAAUAGCGAGAACAAUCAAGAUAAGUACCUUAAUAAUAUCAAUAAAUUCAAUAAUAAUAUUAACAAAAUUAAUAUUAAUAACAAAUUUAAAACUAAUAGUUAAAUUAACAAGGUUAAGCUUAAAGGUAUUAUUAAAAUUAAGGACCAAAUUAGCUUAUGAAUAGGUUAUAGGAAUAAGAAUAACACUAAAAAUUUAAUUAACCUUUGUAGUAAAAUAAUAACAAUUUUUAAUUUUAAAGAUAAGCACACUAAAUUUAAGGACAAAACUAAUAAUAUUAUUAAUAAUAAGGCAUUUAAUAAUAAAGAUAAAAUUAGAAUUAUUAAUCAUAUUAGUAGCGACCAUAAUAAAAUUAACCUUAAAAUUAACAGAAUUGUUUUAAUUAAUAAUAACAAAUUUAAAAUUAAGCAUACAAUCCAUUCAAUCCAUAACCUAAUUAGCAAAAUUAAGUAUUGAGUAAUAUUCCUGGUUAAUAACAUUAAUUUUAUUUUGCUAAAAAUGUAAAAGAGGCUUCUUUUUAACAAAAGCAAUUUAAAAUUACGAAUUAAGGUAAUAAUCAGUAGAAUUGA